Hippocampus comes (tiger tail seahorse) is the source of this 2841-nucleotide messenger RNA. It is a transcript of the gene klhdc7a, whose product is annotated as kelch domain containing 7A. Lineage: Eukaryota; Metazoa; Chordata; Actinopteri; Syngnathiformes; Syngnathidae. The transcript has 2 exons. The record is from RefSeq and is a predicted model, not a curated record. Gene Ontology annotation, molecular function: protein binding. Bases 183 to 2195 code for a protein of 670 amino acids.
ACAAAGAGAUGCAAAUGUGCCUCCGCAGGUUUCCUUUUACACCCGGAGGCAAAGAGCGGCAGUCAUCGCAUCAUCGGAGCUCUUUUGCAAUGGAAACCAGCCAAUAUGCGAUUGUCAGCUGAGCGACGUUGACAAAAGGAUCAGUGGAGCGGUCAUUUCCACCAUCUACUCCUGCUGCCGCCAUGCCUGUCGCAAACCUCCUCGGGGUCCAAUCCGACAUGCAGCUGGUGCUCAAAAUAAGUCUUUCUGUGGCGGCGGUGCUUCUUGUGUCACUAGCCUACAGGUUCUACAACUCCAGGAGCAUGGAGGAAAGUCCCGUCCAGCGUAGCAAAAAACAACAGACUUGCCAGAGAUGCAAGACAAGCCUGUCGGCGAGUGACACCGGCGAUAAUCUACUCGGACCGACCCUCGCCGAUGCUCCGUCGUCUGACAACGCCAAAGGAAGACCGACAGAAGCUAAUCCAGCCCAGGAGGCAUCGGCAACGUGUGGACCAGCGAGUACAAAAGGCAGACGCUCUCCCUGCUUUUUAAAAAAGUUGGACGGCGGUUUGGGCGUGGGAAGGGAGCUCAGGCAGGACUUGGAACGACACGGCGUCUACUCCAGCUUUCUCUCCAAGGCGGAGAUCAAGGUGGACGAUGCUAAGCUGGUGCUGGACAGUCCUAGAGACCAGGUAGUGCAUGGAAAGAUCUAUGAAUACUACGUGGAAACCUCUUCUCACUGUACUACAGACCCAAACAUAAACUUGGGUCAGAAUGAAAGCAAGUCUGAAUUGCAACGAGCAGAGAUUGGAAGCGAUUGCAUCACCGGCACAGGUUCUCCUCUUUCUGUGGACCCUGACGUCGCCGAGGAACCGUCCCUCCUUGGGACAUCCGUUCUGAGGCCCUCCGUGACGUCCGGACCCCAACGCAAACCGAGCUAUCUCGCCGCCGCAGAGCAGUCGGGGCUGCCGAGUCCAGUUCCUCCCUCUGAUAGCUCAACAAACGCCGGUCCCCCGUUGACCAGUCCUUCCACAAACAAUGAAGGCCACAAUGUGAGCAGAGGGUCUCAUCAAGAGGCUGUAGCGGGGAGUCUCUUGGUCCACCGCUCGGAUUUGGGAAGCCUCGAAAAUCAACUGGAUCUGGGGAAUUGUUUGGAGGCUCUCUUUUUGGCCAAAAAACAUGACCGGGGGUCAGUGGUGCAAGCGGCCAUUGAAGUUAUGUCCAACAACUACCUCCAGGUACUCCGGGACGCCGACCUUUACGGGCGGCUUACCGACGCCGAGCUGCAACUCAUCAGGAGGCAGAGAGUAAGAGGGAGAAGAUUUGUCAUGAUGGCAGAUAUGGACCCCCAGGACUGUUCGAGGAACAGCAGGGCGCUGAAAAGGAAGCUGAGCGCUCUGUACUACUACGACGACUGUCGAGACAGCUGGCAUAAACUUUGCUCCAUUCCGCAGGAAGUCAUCAGCAAAGCCUGUGCCAUGUGCACGAUGGAUAACUACCUUUUCGUCGCCGUGGGCUGCCAAGGCACCGAGGAUGAACUGACGCCUUCCAAGCGCGUGUUUUGCUACAAUCCUCUCACGGCCAUUUGGAAGGAGAUCAGUCCCAUGAAUGAAGCCAGGCCCCGUUGCAAACUGGCCGCCCUGGACGGCUACAUCUACGCCGUCGGCGGGGAGUGCCUCUCCUCGGUGGAGCGCUACGACCCGCGAUCGGACGCGUGGACUUUUGUGGCCUCUCUGCCGAACGAUACCUUCGCCGUGGCCCAUCACGUGACCGUUUGCAACGGGGAGCUGUUCGUGUCCGGCGGUAGUCUUCGCUACAUGCUGCUGCGCUACAGCCCCAAGAGCGACACCUGGAGGGGCAGUCUGAUGGCGGGCGGCAAAGACAGGACGGCGGACAUGGUGGCCGUGGGACCCUUCCUGUAUCGCUUUGAAGUCAACCCUCUGCUGGGGCUCAGCGUGUACCGCUACCACACCGUAGCCCGACUGUGGUACGAGUGCGGCGCCAAACGGCUCCCGCGCUGCCCCGCUUUCCAGUGCGUGGCCAUGGACGACAACAUCUACUGCGUCGGCCGUCACUUCACCUUGAGAUUUGAGGCCGACGAGAUCUCUCCGGCUUUCAGCGAUGACAAUUUGAGCGUGGCCUCCGCGGCCAAGGGCCUGCUUUUCCCCUUUGUCCUGUCGCUCCCUGAUAAGCGCCCUCUGCAGACCAGCGUGUAGCGCAGAUUCACUUUCAGAAUGAUGAGAACGUUGUGCCUGACAUCUUACACAGGCUCUCCGUCGGCGUACUUUUUGAACAUUGUCCAUGACGAGCUUACCCUCAGUUUUAGGCCUUUUGUAUCGCGGUCACACUGGAGCUGUGAUAAUGGAUGCAUUGAUUAUGUUUUGGGGCGGGGGGGUCAUGGUUAAUUUCAAACGUAUCUUCUAAAAGUAAGUGUGCUGUUAUAAUUGUACAUUUUGCAUGAAGGAAUUACGAGCCAAAUGUGGCUCUUUAAUGGAUGUUUUCUUGGCGAACAUGCAAAGCGCAACCACAAUGUUCCUUCUUUGUACUUUUAUUGCAAUUACUGCCCCUUUAUUAGCGAUCUCCAACCAUAAAAUGUAAAACGUUAGCACCCUAAUGGCCGCCUGACUACUGUGUGCUUCGAUUAACGCAGGACGCGCCGCCUCGCAAACAGCUUGCUCCUCUCGAUUUGUUGCUCCGCCUUGCCAUGAAGUGACUUUUACAACAUUUCAGCUUCUCGUGCCGAAAACCCACUCAUGAAUAAGCGUGGCAGUAAAGUAUACAUUAUACAAAUGAGGCGAUCGGGCCGCCAUCCGUCACCGCAGUACACGGGGCACAAAUAGAACUGACACAGUGACCUGGAGA